AAGACGUGACGUGCAGUCCAUCAGGCCGAGGACAAAAAGGAAAUAAAAUCCCGUUUUGUAGGUCAGGUAUUUUGGGAAUAUGCCCGCUGCGCGCCACGUGCGUAAUGACGAGUGCGCCUGUAAAUAGAUGAAAUAAGGCGUCGAUACUUUGGAAUGAAAGAGAGCACACCAGCGUGGUGUCUCCUGACGGGGGUUAGGGAAAGGAAUUAAUCAUUUCACGCACCAACACCGGCACUUCAGUGCGCGCUUGUGCCACCUCCAGACGGCUCUCCAAGUCCAUGGAUAAAAAGAAACACGAGGCGGCAGAAUGGUUGUUGCAGGAGCGAGUAACGGGACUUUCGGCAGUGGCAACAUGAGGUCGUCGUUCAUGAUAGAGGACAUAGUCGGUGGCGGAGAUCCCGGGGGCUCCACUAACAUGAUGAUCUCCGAGACACAUUUUAGGGUUGUAUUCAUUUGGCUGUGUUUUUCUCUGUGUAGGUAUUUGGGUAUCACUAAGCCUCUGACUUAUCCUGUCCGGCAAAACGGCUGCUGCAUGGCCAAGAUGAUCCUGUCGGUGUGGCUCCUCUCUGCUUCCAUCACCCUCCCCCCUCUGUUCGGCUGGGCGCAGAACGUUAAUGACGGCAGGGUCUGUCUCAUCAGCCAGGACUUUGGAUACACUGUCUACUCUACAGCCGUGGCCUUCUACAUCCCCAUGUCGGUGAUGCUGAUCAUGUACUACAGGAUCUACCGAGCGGCCAAGCUCAGCGCAGCCAAGCACACCAUCACUGGCUUCCCCAGGGAAGGGGAGCACCGAGCAGUGGUGACUCUUCGCGGGGGGAGAGGAGGGCAUCAGCCAGCAGAGUCGGGAGAGACGGGAAGCGUCGAGGGGACGGAGGUCGAACAGGUGGAGGAAGCCGAGGAAGAGGAGAGCUUGGACUGCGUGGCAGCGGCGCUGAAGCUCCAGCGUGAGGUGGAGGAGGAGUGCAGCACGCGUGUCUCCCGCCUUCUCAAAACUGGCGAGCACCACCAACGGCGGAAGAGGAAAAACCAGUCCAUCUUCAAACGAGAGCAGAAGGCUGCAGCCACUCUGGGCAUCGUAGUUGGUGCCUUCACCUUCUGCUGGCUGCCGUUCUUCCUGGUGUCCACUGCCAGGCCGUUCGUCUGUGGCGUGCAGUGCAGCUGCGUGCCGCUCUGGCUGGAAAGGACUCUGUUGUGGCUCGGCUAUGCCAACUCCCUCAUUAAUCCUUUCAUUUAUGCAUUCUUCAACCGGGAUCUGAGAACCACCUACAGCAACCUCCUGCGCUGCCGCUACAGGAACAUCAAUCGGAAGUUGUCGGCGGCUGGCAUGCACGAGGCUCUAAAACUGGUGGAGAAACCAGACGCUGACGCGUAAAGCUGGAGGUCUGCCAAUCAGCAAGGCAGCAGAGACCAGUAUGGAAAAUAAUCAACUGGGGCUCAGACUGUGGCACGAGGCCAUUGUGCUGACGGACCUUUUUACCCUCCAGAUUUCAUGAGGAUUGCCAAGGCGAGAGGAGGAAAGAUGCUGCGAUUAAGUGGAUGUAAAGGAAGUCUAAGUGUUUCACUCUGGAGAAAACUGAGAGAAAACGGAGCUCAGUGGUGUUGAAUUCAUACUGUUUAAUUAGCGGCAUCUGUUGCAAUGAUUCUGAAGCCCACGAGGAAGGGCUACCUUGGUGGAUUUGAAACUGGCUGCUAUGUUGCUGAGAAGCCUUUUGAACAUGACAUUGAUGCAAAAGCAGGAGCUACACACCCAGACUUUGAUCUCAGCUCCUGUCAUGGAUGGAAAUGAUCUCACUCAGUAGCCAGUGACUUACAUUUCCAUUUCUGACCCCAGGAAAACUAACAAUGAGAAAAUAACGAACGACUCGGAGCUCAACCGCUACCAAAUGUGUUUACUUUGCAUCGCAGUUAUCACUUUUCUAAAACGUAGAGUGUUUCGUUGGUGAACAGGCGUAACAAGUGGACGCGGUAAUGAAUAAAAAGUAUGUAAAAAUGUAUGUACACAAGUCGAUAGCCACGCUGUUUUUGUAACAAAUGGUUCUGAUCUGUUGUAAUGAGGUGAUAUCGUUUGAAGAUGAGCCAAAACGUGCUCCCUUUCCUUCUACUCGUGUCAUGACCACCUCUUUAAUGAAAACUAUUUACUGAUCAUUUAUUUCUGUAAUAUGGCAGCUAAUUAACGAGCAAGCAAGGACUCUUAGGGACGAGAAAAUGACGUGAAAAUGAUGUCGACACGGAGCUGAAGGCGGAGUAGAGUGAAACAUCAUUGAAGACGCUUUCUGAAUGUGCCUGUGCCUUUUUCUGCUUUGUUGGCUAAGGUUUGGUUGCAGCACACAAGAGUCUCGCUUUACACUGUGUGCAACUUUAGCCUUGUUGUGCGUUACAUAACAAAAGAAAUGGCCAAUAAAAUGGGCAGUAUCCUCUCAAACACAGAUGAAUGAUGGGCAGACAGGAUCUAAUCUUUUGACAUGACACGCACCAAAAAUUAUUUUCACAGUUAAUUUAACAAUUGACUCAUUUUAGGACUAAAGUUCGGUCUCAAGUGGGUCUAAAACAGUAAAAUCACAGUUUCAUGUUCAAUCUACAGUCAUCAAAAAAAUACCCCGUGUACCAGUUUCAUUUUGAUAAAUUAUGUUUCCAUUCUUUAUAAUAUAUAAAAAUCUUAACAUUAAUAUAUUAUAUGGACAUCUUUUUAGGACAAAUCCAGGAUCAGGAUUUGUCCUGCUGCUGGGAAACACCUCUGACCCAUAACUGGCGUCUCCUUUGAAGUCAAAUAUUGUUUAACUCCAGCUGAUGCUCAAAACUCUAUGAGGUCAUAUUUUUCCAACUGGGCCCAGCUGGAAAUUAGAUCUCACGUCACAGAAAUUUCUUGUAAUUCAUCCAGCUGAACAGCAGGGGGCACCAGUGAGACAAUCCUCAAUGAGCAGCAGUGAAUGGAGCUAAACAAUUAAAAUCAUGAUUUAUGUUUGCUUCCAGGGAAUAAA
Neolamprologus brichardi is the source of this 2978-nucleotide messenger RNA. The record is from RefSeq and is a predicted model, not a curated record. Lineage: Eukaryota; Metazoa; Chordata; Actinopteri; Cichliformes; Cichlidae.